This is a messenger RNA of Thunnus maccoyii (southern bluefin tuna), 1395 nucleotides long. It is a transcript of the gene il17c, whose product is annotated as interleukin 17c. NCBI's taxonomy places the organism in Eukaryota, Metazoa, Chordata, Actinopteri, Scombriformes, Scombridae. Gene Ontology annotation, molecular function: cytokine activity. Gene Ontology annotation, biological process: inflammatory response. Gene Ontology annotation, cellular component: extracellular region. The coding region runs from base 232 to 735 and encodes 167 amino acids. The transcript is spliced from 3 exons. The record is from RefSeq and is a predicted model, not a curated record.
GUGUGUUGAGAAUUCCUGGCCUGAGCUCUAUCUGAUGCAUGCCUAUGACAACACAUGUGUGGCACACCCACUACUACAGCCCACUUUCACUUAGGAAGAGGAACUAAACAGUAUUUCUAUUUCCCCGUUUUUUCCCAGGUACAUAAAUAGUAGAGACGCAAGCAUGAAGGCAGCAAAAAAGCAAAGCAGCCCCGCGUGUUAACAGUCAAGACAAGACAAGAGGAGUCAGACAUGAUGGACAUGAAACAGAUUCUCUUCUUCGCGCUUCUUCUCGUGCCCGUGUAUACGUGCAAGAGCAGGUGCUAUAACGAGACCGAGCUGGACGAUGCAGCAGGGAGGAAGCUGAGUAGGCACUACCCGCAGCCCCCGUUGCCUUCACGCCGGGCCACACCUGGCUCAUCUCCGUCCUGCCCGGUAGAGCUCUACCGUCAGCAGGCGCAGGAGCUCAUCAGCGACAGGUCCCUGUCACCAUGGAGACACGUACUUAAAACCAACACGGCUCGCUACCCUUCCACCUAUGUCGAGGCCGAGUGCCUGUGCUCAGGAUGCAUCGUGUUCAAGGACAAUGCCCCAGUGGAGAGCCAGAACUUCAACUCAGUCCCCAUAGUGCAGAGCAGGGUGUUUCUCGAGAAGGAGCUCUGUGAGAACCAGGAAAAUAGAACAUACCGCCUGAAGCCCAUCAGAGUAGAUGUAGCAGUGGGCUGUACCUGCGUCAGAGCCAGAACCUCCUCCUAGAGGGGACCCAUCCAGACCAGCUGUUACAGUAGCAUGCUAUAGUUGAUGUUGUGUUUGUUUUAAAAUGCAAUUAAUUCUCUGGAAUGUCUAACUCGGGUGUGUCAUGUCCUACAGUGUGAUCAAAGGAAACACUGGUCUAGCAUGCUUCCUGAUAGGCAUCUGACCUGUUUUAUAUAUCUGCACUCUACAGCUGACACCCCCGGGGUAAUUUAUGAGGCUUCAAAAGUCAAAGUCACAUCAGCCUGUUUUUUUAGGCCUAUUUAUUGUCAUAAUGAUGACAUCAUAAUUGAUACAUCUACAAUGUGUGUUUUGUAGGUCUUUAUAGGCCCUGUUUGCUCUUUAUUAUGACUUGUUUACAGCUCUGUAUAGUGCAGGUAAUGUAAACUGGGUAUUUUACCAUGUAUUUGUUUUCAUAUUGAUGGCCUUGUCAUCGGAGAAAAUAGCUAUUGUAUAGUUUUAUAAAAUAAUAAUUUAACUUCUAAUAAUAUUUGAAUAAUCUAUUUAUUUGGUUUAUUUUGCAUGUGAAAUGUUUGAGCUUUUGAAGACUAUAGAACACUCAUGAAUGGAUGAGGAAAACCUGUGACUGUGAUGAAAUUUGUAUUCAUUUGUAUCGGAUCUCUUGUUGGUUUUGUCCCAGUGGGACUUGAUAAGUCUAAGACU